Molecule: messenger RNA, 2102 nt
Organism: Rubroshorea leprosula
Lineage: Eukaryota; Viridiplantae; Streptophyta; Magnoliopsida; Malvales; Dipterocarpaceae
Source: the annotation of a GenBank genome assembly
GAGAAGAAAGGCAAGAAGAGCAUGAAGAAGAAAGCUUUUGCUGCCACUGGGAGUGAUGAUGAGACUAGCUCAAUGGAAAGUGAAAGCUCCUUGGAGAAAGGUGUUGCAAAUCUUUGCUUCAUGGCUCAAGAGGAUAGCAACCAUGAUGAGGAUAGCAACCAUGAUGAGGAGGUAAACUCUAACUUCUCUAGUUCAAUUAAUGAAAGUUCAUUUGAGUAUUCUUAUGAUGAUUUAUGCAAAGUUCUUGAUUGCUCUAUAAAUGAUAUUAAAAGACUAGGGAAUGAGAAUCUUGCUCUCACUAAAACUAUUUCAUUGCUUAGGAAUGAGAUUGAAUCUCUCUCAAAACAAAAUGAGGUUUUAGUUAAAGAGAAUGCUUCUUUAAAUGAUGAGAUUGCUUCUUUAAAAAAUGAGGAGUCUAAUAAUGCUUUGAAAAAGGAAAAUGAGGAUUUAAAGAAAGGAAAUGAAGAUUUAAAGAAGGAAAAUGAGGUUUUAAAGAGAAAAACUUGUGAUCUUGAAAAUGUGAUUUCCAAAUUUACUUUGAGUAAAGAAAAAUUUGAUUCUAUCUUAAAAUCUCAAAGAAAUAUUUAUGACAAAUGGGGCAUUGGAUUUGAUUAUUCUAAAAAGCAAAAGACUUUUAAGACUACCUUUGUAAGAGCAAGUCAAUCCUAUCAUCCUAAUGUUACUUGCUAUUGUUGUGGUGAAAAUGGACACUUUGCUUAUGUAUGUCCUUUGAAGAGAUUGAUAGCUCAAGGAAAAGUUGAUGGCAAAGUCACUAAGGAAAGCAAAGUAGAUCUUAAAAGGACUUAUGCCUCAACAAGAAUGUUGGAGUGGAAGUGCAAAGGAAAUUUGUUUUUGAAUGCUCCACUCAUGUUCUCAAAUUGUGUGGCUGGUAUUUUUGUUGAGAUUUCUCUCUCAUGGCUUCAAGAAGGGCUAGAAGUAAAAGGAAACAAGUCGGUAGUUCUAGCACCGAUGGUCAAGCUCAAGAAGAAGAAGUUUACACCAAAGGAUAUUUGUGCUAUAUUAGCUAUACCUGAAGGAAGAGAUGAUGAAUUUCUAGAUGUGAAUCAUGCCUUAGUUAGAGCCACAAUUGCCCCCAAUUACACUGAAAAUCAAAUUAAAGUGGGGUCUCUUUCACUAGAAAAUAGAGCAUUGCAGUGGAUUAUAUCUCGCAUUAUUGCUCAGAGGAAGGGUUCUAAAUCUUAUGUUCUUGCCAGUGAUCUUCCCUGGUUUGACUAUCUUUUUAACAGAAAAAGGGUGAACCUAGGAAGAUACAUUUUCCAGAGCAUAAUCAAGCCUUACUCACCAACUACGGGACUUCCUCAUGGUGCUUUAAUUACCAGAUUGGCGAAGAGGAACAAUAUUGAUCUUACCUCCUUUAGGUUCGGAACGGUUCCUGGUGGGACUACACUUACCAAAGCCUCUUUUGAGAAAAUGGACUGUUUGUUUAGAAAUGGCAUUUGGAUAAAGAAAGGGGAACAAGAAGGGGAUGAAGAAGAAGGUGAUACAGAUCAAGAAAUGGUAGAACAAGGGGCAGAAGAACAUGAAGAUAACAGCCCAAGACCAUUUCGAGCCUCUAUGCAAAGAACUAACUGUGAAACCAUGGAGUUAAUGAUAUCUGAGAUGCAGCAGCUGCACACCGACUUUUAUGGUUUUUGGACAGAAAUGAGAGGGAGAAUGACUAACAUGGAAGGAAAGCUGACUAACAUGGAAGGAAAGCUGACUAACGUGGAAGGAAAGCUUGAUCGGCUUGUUAACCAUUUUUUCCUCCACCCCCACCUGAUGCCACCUAACUUGAUAUUUCUUUAGUUUGGCUAAUCUUUAGGAUGGAUAUCUUAGGAUUAUGCAUUUUAUGUUUUAUUUGACUAGGGAUAUGUCUUGAACCUUUUUAUCUUGUUUUAUGAAUGGAAAUGGAAUCACUUGUGUUAUCAUGCUUUAUGAAUGGUUGUUUAUGAUUUUGAUGAUGAUAUGCUCUUAUUGAGGGGGAGUUUAUUAGUUGAUGAGUGUAUUCAUAACUUUGGUUGUCUAUGGUGCUAUAUUGAUGAUUAUAUUCAUGUUCUUGAUGCCUUAAAGGUUGAUAGCAUUAAUUAAGGGGGAGUUUAUUG